Messenger RNA from Gasterosteus aculeatus aculeatus (three-spined stickleback), 2054 nucleotides. Its product is annotated as PRELI domain-containing protein 1, mitochondrial. NCBI's taxonomy places the organism in Eukaryota, Metazoa, Chordata, Actinopteri, Perciformes, Gasterosteidae. Gene Ontology annotation, cellular component: mitochondrial intermembrane space. The record is from RefSeq and is a predicted model, not a curated record.
CCGCCUUCCACGCUGGUUUGUUGCCGGAUAUGAACGAGGAGGAAAAGCAAAGUACGACACAGUCUGUGGUCCGUAGUCCGAGCCGCCUGCACCGGCUCCCCGCUGGCUCUGUCCGUCCCACGAAGGAUGAAGCAUGCGAUCCGCUAACAGGCCAAUAGCAAGCAGGAGGACACUCUGCGGACGUCCAGUAACCUGCUAUUUCCUCCGCUGUGACUUCCGGACGGUGGCAGAUUUUGAAUGGAGUCAGCACACACGUUUUCAUUGUCUUGUUUAUCCAGGGAACUCGGGGCUCCAGAUCCAGGACAUCCUGUGCAAAGAGUGAAAAAUGGUCAAGUAUUUUAGUAAUAACAUAGACAUCGGGAGCACCUGGGACCACGUUGUCUCUGCUUUUUGGCAGAGGUAUCCCAACCCAUUCAGCACCCAUGUUCUCACAGAGGACGUUGUGUACCGGGAGGUGACUGCGGACCACCGGCUUCUCUCCAGACGCCUCUUGAUGAAGACCAAUCGGCUGCCUCGCUGGGCCGAGCGUCUGUUCCCCGCCGGCAUCUCUCGCUCUGUGUACAUCAUCGAGGACUCCAUCGUGGACCCUGUCAACAGGAGUUUGACCAUCUACACCUGGAACCUCAACCACACAACACUCAUGUCAGUUGAAGAGCGCUGUAUUUUCCGGGACUCGGAGGAGCAGCCGGCCACCACCCAGCUGAAGCGAGAGGCGUGGAUAUCCUCAAAUGUUUAUGGACUUUCCAGACCGAUUCAGGAGUUUGGAUUGGCCCGCUUCAAGAGCAAUCAGGUGAAGGCCAUGAAAGGGCUGGAAUACGCGCUGUCAAACUUGCAGGGAGAGACGCCCCAGCGGCCGCUCAGGGACACGGUGAAGGGCGCGUCGGAGAAGGCCAAGGACACGGCCAAGAGCCUGGCUUCGGCCGCCGCCGGCCCACAGAAGCCCCCGCAGUACGUCUGAAGGGGACGGUUACGUGAACACAAUGACUUGUUGAUCGUCUCGACUGGACCGAAAGUUUGACCGGAGCUCGCCAGUUUUUUUUUUUCUCUGCGGGUGGGCUUUUGUCUUUUUUCUUUCUCUCAUUUUCAGCUUUCUGUCCUCGUCGAAUCUCAGGUCCUGAACUUUUGUCCGGAACACUUUACCUUUUGGGGAGUAAAAGUUCAUAUUGGGACACCAGAAACCUUGUUCGUGCUACGUGGGGUACAAAUGCACAUUCACACAUUUUGCCAAAUGUUAUUUACCCAUUCAUUUAGCAUCCAUAUCUAUUUAGGGAGUACAUUUUAAUGCAAAAUAACUACUUUCUAUCAGUGAUUAUCAUCGGACCAGCCUGAUAUCCUCAUUAUAACAAUGUGACUGAAGUUGUAAUCAACCAUGAAGAAGGAAAGACUUAUUGAUUAUUAUAUUUUUAUAUAUGGAUUAUAUAUUGUCUUGUUACAUUCAAUAAUUUCCUCUUUUGUUGAAAUUUUUCCCACAAACGUGUGUGUGUGUGUGUGUGUGUCAGUGUUGUUGCCACAAAAUGCAUUCUGUCACAUUGUGUGCAUUGAUAAGGUUUUUAGUAGAACUGAUCUGGUCAGGAACCGCCGGAUGAGCUUGAACUGGAGCUUUAAUGAUCCAAAGGGAUUCAUGGGGGGAAAAAAAGUCAGAUUUAGGAAUGUUUUGAAAUCUCUGUGCUCAGAUCUACUCUGUAACUGUAUAACAGUUUCACUGCGUUGGUUAAAAUAUCUGUAGUUUAAUUCAACCUGUGUGUUGAUUUGAGGCUUGGUCAGCGAUAAAGAUGAUAUGUUUGUUUAGAUGUCAGUGAUUUCAUUCCUUUUUAGAUGGAAUUGUCUGGAUUUCUCUGCUCUGAGAGUACUGAGGACUAUUGAGCAUUAAGCCUCGUGAUAUGGUUUAUAAUUGUAGACGUAAACAGGAUCCACUUGAAAUGAAAUUUUAUUGGGGGUUUUUUGAGUGAAAAACAUUUUUCAACCAACCAACUCAAGAGUCCAAUGUGUGUUGUCUUGUGUUCGUUCAUGGUCAAACUAAGCUUUAAUUAAAUGUGAUUAAGUUAUUGAGUUAA